AGAGCGAAAGACUAGUCGAUCAAUGAAAUAGUAAAGAGAGGGAGAGAGAAAGCAUUCCCGACUGCAACUAAAGGAAGCGAUUCCUUUGCUAGUGUCCUACUGCGAAGACCAAGAUCAAAAGGGAUCAGAAUGAAGUUCAUUAUUGGAAUAGGAGGUGUGACCAAUGGAGGCAAGACGACUUUGACGGGAAGACUCAUAAAGAACUUACCAAACUGUUGUGUUGUACAUCAGGAUGAUUUUUUCAAGCCCCAGGAUCAAAUAGAGCUCGGGGAGGACGGCUUUAAACAAUGGGAUGUGAUGACCGCCUUGGACAUGGAUGCCAUGGUGAACACGGUUAAGGGAUGGAUGGAGAACCCGGUGAAGUUUGCACGUUCCCACGGCGUGAGCGUUUCACCCGAAUCUGACGGCUCGGACCCUGAGCGUGAGAUCCACAUACUCAUUAUAGAGGGAUUUCUUCUUUAUAACUACAAGCCUUUGCUUGACGUCUACAGCAAGUGCUACUAUGUCACCAUUCCAUACGGGGAGUGCAAAAGAAGAAGAAGUAUGAGAACUUACACCGUUCCUGACCCUCCUGGUCUGUUCGAUGGCCACGUGUGGCCCAUGUACUUGAAACACAGGCUUGAGAUGGAAAACAGCGGACUAGAUAUACAAUGUCUGGACGGAAUGAGAACAAAAGACGAGCUCUAUGACCAAGUUUAUGAAGGCAUUCAGAACUCGCUGUUGAACGUCUUAUAGCAUCUCUUUAGUUGGAAUGAAGAUGGUGUGUGUAUAGAACUGUAAAUAGCUUCUGCCACUAGAUGGAUUUUGUAAAUAAAUACUAACUUAUUUUAAAACUGA
Carassius carassius (crucian carp) is the source of this 837-nucleotide messenger RNA. RefSeq names its product nicotinamide riboside kinase 2-like. The record is from RefSeq and is a predicted model, not a curated record. The transcript has 8 exons. Bases 130 to 735 code for a protein of 201 amino acids. Gene Ontology annotation, cellular component: cytoplasm. Lineage: Eukaryota; Metazoa; Chordata; Actinopteri; Cypriniformes; Cyprinidae.